Messenger RNA from Oncorhynchus nerka (sockeye salmon), 968 nucleotides. RefSeq names its product ring finger protein 114 (gene rnf114). The coding region runs from base 244 to 927 and encodes 227 amino acids. The record is from RefSeq and is a predicted model, not a curated record. Gene Ontology annotation, biological process: protein polyubiquitination; ubiquitin-dependent protein catabolic process. Gene Ontology annotation, molecular function: ubiquitin protein ligase activity. The transcript is spliced from 6 exons. NCBI's taxonomy places the organism in Eukaryota, Metazoa, Chordata, Actinopteri, Salmoniformes, Salmonidae.
ACUGCUAACCCUAAACUAAAACCUAACUUUCAAUUACGACCAAAAAGCUAAGUUUUGUUUUCAGGAUUUUUUUUAACCAAUUUUGACUGUGUUUGUGUUAUCUAUUGGAAACCCGCUUUCAUCUGUUGCAAAACGUUUUGCAACAGAUCAAAUGUUUCGCUACGGAAUUCGACUAAUGAAUACACCCAGUUGUAUUGAACGCAACAAUAGGUCCCUCAAAUUGACAGCUGAGAGAGAGAAGAAAUGGCGAUGCUAGGAUCCUUUAGCUCUGCACAGCAGAAGAAAAAUGUUUCUGGAGGCGACAGGGACGUGACAGAGUUCCUCUGCCCGGUUUGUCUGGAGAUUUUUGAUAGCCCUGUCACAACACACUGUGGACAUACGUUUUGUCAAAGUUGUCUGCAGGCGUGCCUGCGGCCCCAAAAGCCAGUGUGUGCCGUGUGCAGGGCAGCACUGGGUCACUGGGCCAAAGCCACUGACCUAGAUGCCCUCAUACACACCUCUGUGGCGGCCUGCAAGGGCUGCGGAGCACAGGUUGGCCUGUCCCAAAUGAGAGGCCACACAGCAGCCUGCUCCAAGUACCAGGAGUACAUUGAGGAGGGGGUCAGGACCACUGCCCAGACCCAGCCUAACAUUAUCGGCCCUUUGCCGAAUCGCUUCACCUUCUCCUGCCCGUACUGUAACUGCCAGAACCUUGACCAGGACGGCCUGGUGGAGCACUGCACUUCCCAGCAUGCCCGGGACACGCGCCACGUGGUGUGUCCUAUCUGUGCCUCUAUGCCUUGGGGAGACCCUAACUACAGGAGCGCUGACUUCUUCCAGCACCUCAAGAUUAGACACACCUUCUCUUAUGACACCUUUGUCGACUACUCCACAGACGAACACACUAUGAUCCAGGAGGCUCUACAACGCUCCCUCAUGGAGAACUGAGGUGGUGUAUGUCUGGAGGAUGGAGGAAAAGGGGAUUUGGA